Messenger RNA from Guyanagaster necrorhizus, 1245 nucleotides. RefSeq lists its product as uncharacterized. Bases 1 to 1245 code for a protein of 414 amino acids. The transcript has 2 exons. Lineage: Eukaryota; Fungi; Basidiomycota; Agaricomycetes; Agaricales; Physalacriaceae. The record is from RefSeq and is a predicted model, not a curated record.
AUGUCGAUUCAGUUGCUACCACAAGAACUAAUCGAUGAAAUCAUCAAUUUUCUUGAAGACGAAUGGAAUAUAUCUCCCGAGCCACUUGUCAGCUGCAAUUCUGUUUGCCGUUCUUUCAGAGCCCGUAGCCGACCUCUUCUGUUUAAGAUAAUCAUGCUAUACGACGCAGCGUCGUGUCGGCAUUUCCAAGAAAUCUUGGUAUCCUCUCCUGAAGUCGCCUUCUUCCCACGGGGCCUGGAUAUCCUUGAUCCCGCUUUCUUGGAAGAUGACGAGGUAGCAAUGACAUGGAUAGCUCAGGACCCUGUUUUGCCAGUCAUACUAUCUUCACUCAUCCGUCUUCGGAGCAUCUCCAUCGUCAGCGAGCCCGGGUAUGAUGAUUGGGGAAGACAUGUCCGUCCUUUUGCAAUCCAACACGCUUCAGACGCCUUGCACAAGUCACUUAUCGGUGCCUUGCGCUCCCCCCAUCUAGAAUGUAUAAGACUGGAGGGGGUCAUUGUUGAUUCAUGCCACAACCUCUUCAACUUCCUUGCUGAUUGCGGACCCUCUAUAAAGUCCCUCGAAGUUCUUUCCCUCUGGCAUAACGAAGAGGGUGACGUUGGUCAGUGUGCGGGUGGCUUAAGUCUGCCCGUAUCGACAGGUUCUCGCCUCCAACUCCGGACAUGUAGCAUUCAUAUAUCUGAAUGCAUCGUCGACUAUCUUUUGAGUCGUCAUUCUGCGGUGGAUAUCCAAUCGGUAUGGGGUCUGGCAUUGCAUUUGAAGCACGCUCGUCUUGGUGUUAGGUCAAGGGCAAGCUCCCUGCUCACGCACGUCGUAGAUCUGGUUAUCGAAGAUUUUUAUACUGAACGCACACCAGAGAUCUUUGAUCUCGGCUCUUGCGGCAAGCUUCGCUUCAUUCAUUUCAUUCCCAGGGUGAAUAUCACCAAAACAAAUUGCUGGUCGUACCUUGCCAGAACGUUGGCCACGAUCACCACAGAUAUCCUCGAAACAGUCGAGAUCGAUGCAUACGUAGAUUGGCUUGACAAUACUAUCCCUUCUACUUCAAUCAUUAACGAGUUCGACUGGACUGCUCUUGAUUCGGUGCUUUCGAGACCCUCAAUGCACAAUCUCAAAAAAGUCCGCUUGACAUUGACGACGUUCAGUCUACCUCAGAAUGAUCAAGUGGAUGUAAUUUUGAAGACUGGCUUUCCGUUGCUUUUGAAGAAAGGGAUCAAGGUUCAGAUGUCACAUAUGAAUUUAGAUGGAUGA